AUGACCACGCUGGAUGGACUGAUCUCCUCCGUGUCCUGGUCAGAGCAGCCUCCCACCCACAGAACCACAGAGAUUGGGCAGCUGAUCAGCUCCUACCUGGUGAGGGAGAAGAACCUGGAGGACCACACCAUUCACCUGCUCUUCUCUGCCAACCGCUGGGAACAUGUGCCGAUGAUGAAGGAGAAACUACACCAAGGGGUCACGAUCGUGGUUGACAGAUACGCCUUCUCUGGAGUGGCCUUCACCAGUGCCAAAGGGAACUUCUGCCUGGACUGGUGCAAACAGCCUGAUGUUGGCCUCCCAAAGCCAGACCUGAUCCUGUUUCUUCAGUUAAGCCCAGAAGCAGCAGCAGAACGAGGGAACUUUGGACGUGAACGUUACGAGACCAGCUCCUUUCAAGAGAAAGUUCUUCAAUCCUUCUAUUGCCUAAUGGAGGACAAGACCCUAAACUGGAAGACAGUGGAUGCUUCAAAGAGCAUUGAAGAUUUGCACAGAGAAAUCAAGUCCCUUGCAGAGGAAACUAUGCAGGAGGUUCAGAAUAAACCUUUGGGAGAACUCUGGAAAUGAAACUUCAUACKGGUCUAAAAGAAAAAGGGAAAGUCACCUCUUGGAUCUUCUGCACUCAGAUGACUCCAAGGCAUCCCAGCAGCUACAGCUUAGAUCCUGUGUAUUUUUUGGGGUCCAACAUUGCUGCUGAUGUCUUYGUUAUUUUAUCUGCUCCUCCCCUCMAUCCUGCAUAGUCACUUCU
Molecule: messenger RNA, 748 nt
Organism: Malurus melanocephalus (red-backed fairy wren)
Lineage: Eukaryota; Metazoa; Chordata; Aves; Passeriformes; Maluridae
Gene: DTYMK
Product: deoxythymidylate kinase
Exons: 5
Coding region: 1-567 (188 amino acids)
Biological process (GO): dUDP biosynthetic process; dTDP biosynthetic process; dTTP biosynthetic process
Cellular component (GO): cytosol; cytoplasm; mitochondrion
Molecular function (GO): dTMP kinase activity; ATP binding
Source: RefSeq, a predicted model, not a curated record